This is a messenger RNA of Ficedula albicollis (Collared flycatcher), 1334 nucleotides long. RefSeq names its product transmembrane protein 25 (gene TMEM25). Lineage: Eukaryota; Metazoa; Chordata; Aves; Passeriformes; Muscicapidae. Gene Ontology annotation, biological process: negative regulation of excitatory postsynaptic potential. Bases 15 to 1217 code for a protein of 400 amino acids. The record is from RefSeq and is a predicted model, not a curated record. The transcript has 6 exons.
ACGGCUGAUAUAAGAUGGGGUGUCUCAGGGGCUGGCCGGGGGCUGCCCUUGCCCUCCUGCUGCUGCUGCUGCUCAGCCUCCUGGCGCUCUGCUUGACAGUGGAGGAACUGGACCCCACCACUGACGGGCAGCCGCGAGCAGCGUGCACCUUGCAGGAAGGGGAGAGUCGCAUCUUCACCUGCUGGGUUCCCCGGCGAGUCCCCGGUGCCACACUGGCCUGGUACCUCAACGGUCAGAAACAGGAAAUCGACCUCUCGACUGCGGACACUGCCAGCAUCCUCACCCUCACUGCUCAGCACUCCGACCACCAGCUCAACUGCUCCCUGACCAACCCGACCUCCAGUGAGACCUACAACACCUCCAUCCUUCUCAAUGUGCAGUAUAAGCCAGAGAUCCUGCGAGAAGGCGCCCACUACCAGCAGGUCGAGGGCGCUGGCCUUCUCCUGGUGCUCUUUGUGCUGGUGCAAGCCAACCCACCUUCCAGCAUCACUUGGGUGGACCAGGAUGGGCAUGUGAUGGCCAACACCUCCAAGUUUCUCCUCCUGGGUGCCACAAGCUACCCAGGGCUGGCCAACCACUCGCUCCACAUCCAUCUCAGCUGCACAGCUGGAAACCUCUCCGUCAGUGCAGCCAAUAGUGUCGGCAUCACCACUGCCUCCCUCCUGCCCACAGGUCUGCUGGAUGCCCGCGUGGAGCUGCCUGUCCUGGGUGUUGCCAUAGGAGCAGCCCUGGCUACAGCUGCCCUGCUCAGCCUGGGCUUCUGUGCUACCUGCCUGGUAUGCCACAUGCCCAAGCUUUUGCAAGGUCCAGGGCAAGCAGGAGGGAACAGCCCUCCCAGCCAAUGCUCCCAUUGCAGCAGCUCUGAGCCACCACAGCCCCAGGGCACACGUCUGCCCCGCCAGACCCAGUCCCUGCCACCCGACCUGCACCUGGAUGACCUUGCACAGGAAGGUGGAGGUAAAACCCUGAUGUGCCAGUGCAGCAAGACGUGGGGCGCCAGGUCCUGCCAGGGUGAGUGGCAGAUGUCCUGUAUCUCUUCCCUUUGCUUCCCUGCAGCCUCCCCCAAGGAUGCAGGAGCUGGUUCUAGGGCAGAAGAGAAUGCCUUGCUGGGACUGGAAAACUCCCUGGUCCUCAACAAGCUUGGUUUUGUCCAGCUCCCAACGUCCGGGCGCAUCUACAAAGUGCCCAGCAUGAGCAGUGAGGAGAUCUGGCUGUGAGCUGCAGUGUGGUGCCAGUGAGCCAGGGCUGCCCGGCACCAGGACCUGUGGCACAGAGAGCCUGACACAGAGAAAGGCUGGUUUAAUGCUGAAUUCCUUGGGAACAAGUCAAAAAUU